Messenger RNA from Dendroctonus ponderosae (mountain pine beetle), 8898 nucleotides. RefSeq names its product homeotic protein antennapedia (gene Ptl). The record is from RefSeq and is a predicted model, not a curated record. Gene Ontology annotation, molecular function: RNA polymerase II cis-regulatory region sequence-specific DNA binding; DNA-binding transcription factor activity, RNA polymerase II-specific. The transcript is spliced from 4 exons. Gene Ontology annotation, biological process: negative regulation of transcription by RNA polymerase II; anterior/posterior pattern specification. Gene Ontology annotation, cellular component: nucleus. The coding region runs from base 1260 to 2234 and encodes 324 amino acids. Lineage: Eukaryota; Metazoa; Arthropoda; Insecta; Coleoptera; Curculionidae.
UAUUCAUUAUUAAAUUAAACCUGUCUUUAUUAUACUGCUGGAAAGGCGUAUUCAUUGAGCAAUUUUAUACCUACGUAAUCGAUCAUUGUAAAUACCUGCACAUGCACUGCAAUAUCUGUAAAUAUCUAUUGUAAAUAUCUGCUUUUCUGUAUUGAAUAAUCAGUCGGUCGUUAACUACAACGACGCAUUAUUCAAAUAAUUAUUAUUCUGGAAUUGUUCAUUGUAGGGUGGUAAAACAUGGACUGAAAUAGAUUGCAUAAAAUGGCAAUGUUUGUUAAAAGCAGAAGAAUUACAUUCCUCAGGAAAAUUUUGAAAUGCUGUUGCAACUUAUAAUUGAAUUGAAGUAAACAUAAAACAGCAGAAUUACAUACAAAUGUACCAGACCUUUAAUGUAUAUCUCAUUUUACUUAGGAACCUGUUGAUUUUUCUCAGGACUUAACAUAGUUCAAGGUUGCUUCUUCAGCUUCUCCUUUAUACAGAUACGCACUUAAUUCCCUGCUUGGGCCCUUCAAUACUUAAACCGUUUUUGUACCUCAAAAGCCGCUUUCCUUUGCAGUUCGAAAUAUAAAUCAAGAAAAGACAGACGACAAAAAUCAAAUUUGUCAUUCACAUCACUGUCCGAGAUACGAUCAAUGAGAGACGUAGAAAAACUGGUCCAGGCUGAAUCGAUAUAAAGAUGUCAAAUUCGAUAUUCUGCCGGUAGGACGUGAUAAGAAAAGAAACCCAACGAAUAAAAUUACCGUAUACGAAGAACGGUUGAUUCGUUGGAUGGAUCACAAAAAGUUGCCGGGCUUGAUGUUCCUUUUGGUUUUUCGCUGAAUCAGUUCCGAUUUCCAAUGAUCGUCAAAAUGUUAAUUGUUAUGUCGCGGUGAUAUUUAGCAUGCAAUGUCUGUGAGAUGGCCUAAUUAGUUUCGAUGUAACCGCCUCUGAAUGUUGGUGAAACUAUUUAAAGACUGUGGACAUUUUUGCUUCGUGUUUUUGAAGAUGAGACGUAGGAAGCAUCAUUUGGGUUGAGAAGUAAAGGUAUUUUACAGGAACUUUUGCAAGCAGUUUUUUGUGUUCUGUGAGUUCUAGUGGUGAACAAGUUUUCGGUCAUCAUCAUCACCAUCAAAUCAGAAGGAUUAUCUGUAUUAGUGAGGAAUUGAUUCUGUGCAAGUGAGUUCAGAAAGUUGCAGAAAAGUUGUGCUUUCUCAUGUGGUUCAAGUGCCCGCAAUAGAUAUUACAACCGAUUUGUGGAAACAACUGUGCGCAAACUAAGUAUGAAUAGCAUGAGUUCGUAUUUCAACAACUACAUGCCAGACAUGCGAAACGGAGGUGGCGUUUCAGCUGAACACCAACAGCAUCAUUACGGACAGGUACCUCAAGGUGCGGGUGCCAUUCAACCCGAUCCAACUUCAUGUUCAGGGGAUCCGUCUGUGGUGGGGUUGCGCCAAGGAAUUCCUCCCCAUCAUUAUGGCGGGCCUCCCGCUGCUGGUCAACCACCUCAAGGUAUGCCUUACCCCAGAUUCCCACCAUAUGAUAGAAUGGAUAUUAGGAAUGCGGGAUAUUACAGUGCACAAGCAAUGGACGGAGUCCAAGAGUGUGUACCAGGUUACCGAGCAGACAGCCCCACUAAUAUGGGUCACAUGGCUGGCGCGACCGCACCCAAUGGACACCAAACCCCGGUUGUUUAUGCCAGCUGUAAGUUGCAAGCAGCUGCGGUAACCCAAAAUGGAGUGCUGGGCUCUGCAGGAAGUCCCCCAUUGGAUGCCUCGCAAAAUAUUCACAUGGGACAUCACAUGCAGGAACAGCAUCCACAGCAUCAUCAACCACACAAUCAGCAGCAGCACAUGAUGUACGGGGCACAGCAGAAUUCAAAUAUGCAUCAGCAGCCAGCGCAUCAACAGCCCCCGUUGCAUGCCCAGCAACAGGGACCGCAACCGCAAAAUAACGCUUCAUCAGCGAUACCAAGUCCAUUGUAUCCGUGGAUGCGAAGUCAAUUCGAAAGAAAACGUGGGCGACAAACCUACACCAGGUACCAAACACUAGAAUUAGAAAAAGAAUUCCACUUCAAUAGGUACCUGACUCGACGAAGAAGGAUAGAAAUAGCUCAUGCUCUGUGUUUAACUGAGAGACAGAUAAAAAUCUGGUUUCAAAACCGUCGGAUGAAAUGGAAAAAAGAAAAUAAAUCCAAAGGUGAAGGCGGUUCAGAAGGAGGCGGAGACGACAUCAGUCCGCAAGGUUCUCCCCAGUAGUGGGACCGAACCGAACUGAGUACCUAAUAAUAACAUGUAGUCAUUGCAUUUUCAUUUUUGAAGGUGUGUAAUUAUGCCUCUUAAAAUAUAAUAUCAUAAUUGGCAUUUAGAAUCUGAAUUUGGAUGUAAUCUUUUUGAUAAACUCAGACUUGAUACUCUGAGUACUCAUAUAUUGGGUUUCUGGGAUAGUGUUGAUUGACUGGCACAAAGGUUCCAAACAGCCAAUAACGUUUGUUGCGUUACUACAUUAUACCAGUGUUAAUUGCUUCUCAAAAUUUGUCACUUUCAAACAAAAUAAAACGUUUAUCCAAACAUUAUCAGACCACAACUGCUGAACGCUUUCCGGGUGCAAAUCGCAUUCAAUAUGUUGUCAGGUCUCUAUACAAUUCAACCCCAUAAGCCAAAUCAAAAAUAAAGGGCUGAUGAAAGGCGAGGAGAGUCUGAAAUAGAAAGACAACGCGAAGGAGGAUGUUUAUCCUACGGUUGCCAAAGAUCCAACGAAAAUCAAAAUGUUGUAUAAUUCAAUCGAUAAUUCAACAAUCACUGCUGCCUUCUAUUUCAAAUUACCCACCUAGUCGAGCUGUAUAACUUUCAAAACUAGUUGCAUAACGUCAAAUGCAAUGUGAGUAAGCAAAACAAUCAAAUUUCUUAAGCAAAGAAGAACAGCGGUUCUAGGACAGCUAACUCCAAACUUUAUCCAUGAACACAAGAAAUAUGCCUCCUGUAGGGCCUCUGUUUAUUACCUUAUAUUAUAUAUCUAUGGUGCUUAUGUGCACUAUAGACUGGCUUAAUCAAUUCUAAUCAAUCAUGUUUUAAAGGCUUAGUGGGUCUUAGUGCGAAAUGUGACCGUUUUACAGGGUGUCCCAUAAGUAAUAGUACAAAAUUUAUCGGCGGGUUUCUGGUGUUUUCGAAACGUCAGGAAAAAAAUCUUCGAGAAAGUUUCAAGGCAUGGCCUCGAAGGCCUAUCUCUGUUUAUAAUUAGUUAUUUUUACUAGAAUUAGGUAUUCAAGGGUGUCAGUUUAUGCCAGGUCAUAGAUGUGCCACCUGAAGCAAAUGAUUCGCAUUUAAAAUCAAUCUAGCUUUUUUCAAUACUUCCAACUAACAACUAACAACUAACACUAAGAUAUCGGUUUGCAAAUACUUUCAAAACAAAAACAGUAUAACCAGUUGGUAUAUCUGAGAUCAACGGUUUUCGAGAUCAUUGAAAUUAAAGUAUUUGGUGCGAUGUAUUAUCGUAUAUAUUGUACUAUUAUUGUUAACCGCUUAAUAACAUUAAAAAACUGAUCAGUUUAUAACAAAAGUUGUUCGAAAUUGCGUUCUUUAACUUCAAUGCAUUUAGUUAAACAAUCUAAUUAAAAAUAUAGAUAUUGAUUCUACAGAAAAAUCUACAGGGCAUUUUCAAUUUUUAUGAGUAAUUCGCCUCGAUUAUCUAUCGUUGCUUCAUACACUAAAUACUUCCCAUAGGCACAUAAAAAUCUAAAGGAUUAAGGUCCGGACUUCGUGCUGGCUACCAACUAGGUACAACUUUCUUGUUUAUACAAUUUCCUAAAGCAGAUAUGCAAGUCUCAGUUGUCCCUGGGCAAUAUCAAAAAACUGUUAGGGCGAUUUUAAAGCGCAUUAAUUGCUGCAGGUGGCACUUUCUAUGAGCUGACUUGAAGCGAAGUUGCUAGUUAAAUUUGUCACCCUCAAAAACCUUUGAAUCUCUACCUAAUUUUGUAGACUUUUGAAUACCUAAGUAGUUCUUGAUUUUAUUAAAAAACACUACUUAAAAACAUCUUUGGCCCCCUGCAUUUCCGGUUCUGUUGAUCUUUUUUAAUUAUGAGAAAGGUCAACGUUUAUUAAAACGUUUUGUAAAAUUAUUUUCUCCACAGAAAGUCGCCAUUAAAAUUUUUAACAUUUCUUAUGGGACUGUUUAAAGCAUGACCAGUCGAAACAUUUUACAAUCAAACACAAAACGUCUUAUUAUCUCUUGGUCAAUUAUGACGUGAUUAUAAAUAUGCAACGCGUUUCAAAAAUUUACCGAUGAAAAGACCUCCAAAAAGAAAUUGAAAUAAAUUGGCCUAUUACAUUGGCCCAUUACAGAUCGGUUUGUUUUUAUAAUACGAUUCUGUAGUUAGAACGAACUGUAUUGAACUGUAGUUACGAACUACUUAGGUAGUUUUAGUUACUAUUUGACUAAUUUCCGAAUCAAGAUCCGUCAAAUUAUGCAUGGCUCUGGAUUUUGGACGCUGCUCACGAGUCGUUUGAAGCGAAUUAGUUUGAAUUUUUUAAAAUUGUUCAGCAGUUAAUUAAGCACUAACCAAGAUGACCAUCCUGCUUGCCUCAGAUGUCACCACCCUUAUCUUACUUACCGGAGAAUAACAAAAAAAUCAUUUAAGGUAACCAAAAGCUUUAGCAAUGAAAGGGAACCAAAAAAAUUGUAGUAUUUGAUCUAAUCCGCCCAAAAGGAUUACAAUUUGAAAUCGUUUUUUUGAUACAAAAUUUCACAUACUUCCUAUGAUAAGUAUAUAAAUUCUGAUUCAAAUUUGAACCUAACAUUACAUCCAGAUUCAUUUUCUCCAAAUUUACUUUACAACCACAACGACCUCGUUUUCUAUGUAUACUUAGUUCCAAUUUAACAAAUCGUUAUGAAUAGUUUAUUUAUUAUUUAUACAUUGUAGAUAGUAUAGAACAUUUAUAUGGUUGUGUUAGUAAUGACGCGAGUGAAAAGUAUGGAAUAGUUUAAACCAGAUAUUGUGAAAUUGAGAUUGUGAUCGCGUUGAACAUGUGAGCAUGAAUUUUACCUCAUCGGAUAUCUUCGUCUUAUCGGACCUGCAAAUAUAGGAUUUGUGCAAUCGGUUGAUAUUUUAAAAUAUCUUUUUUUAGUAGAUACUCGUGGUCUUGACUUGUCAUGGGCUGAACUUUGUCCAGCAAAAUUGAAAUACAUUUCUUUAUCGAACUGAAAACUGGAAUCUGCAAUUCAGGUUUUCAUUUCAGUUUCAGUCUUUUUUUCUGAAAUGAUUUGGAAUUAUCAUAGUCUUUAAAUAUUUUACUAAUAAGUCAAAAAAACUAGAUGUACGUUUGUGAACUAAUUGCACUAUUUUUCAUUUUGCAGCAUUUAUUUUACUUUAUUAAAUCUUAUGACAGAUAUUAAAAUUUAAUCGGAACUCAGCUUUUGAUGUUCGAUAACGUAACUCGUUAUAACGUUUUAAUAUUUGUUCAUAGUUCUCUUCAGCUCCAUAAUUUAUAAAUAUUGAAGUCUCUCGUCAUCCACAUGGAAUACAAGGCAAAGCUUUAAUGGAUAGAACCAAAUGAUGUUAAGGUGUUAAUGUAGCUAAUUUUCGAGAUUAUCAGUCUUAGUCAAUAUGGUCACCUUAUAGCUUUUGAGAAAAAUAGCUGCAUAUAGGCAAUCACGUAAAAACAGCCUUUAACCAGUACAAUCUAAAAUGGUCCGAAAUAUCUCCAUUACCUUUACCUAUUGCCUAUUAUCUCUCAAACCAGCAAACGCAAAAAAAUUAUGGUGAACAGCAAUUAUUUUAUGCACCUGUGUUGGUUCAUUUCAGACUGUUGCUAUAAACGAAAUAUUUUUUAGAUUCUGUUUAUGGAGAAACCUCAAUACAUUUUUGCCAAAUCCUUCAUGAUAAAAGCUUGUAUUCCACUUGACAUAUUCUAAUUUUGUUAUCAAACUUUUCUAUAAUAAGUACAAUUCAACUCUCAAUCCAACUGUUAGAUAAUACGACAACUCGACUCUUAUACAAUUAACGUACCUUUUUAAACCAUUCCCGACUUUUAACUUACCUUGUGCGGCAAACUGAUUUACCCAUCUUCACCUUGUAUGUUAUAUUUUACUUUUCGAAUAGGAUAACUUCCAAAAUGCAAAAAAUGAAGUGACAGUUUUUUAAUACAAUCUACUUAUCCCGGUUAUUUGUUAAAAGUAGCAGAAAUGUCUAUUUUUUUCUACUACUAUUUUUGCUAAAGCUUACAUGCAACUCACGUAUCAAGUUAUAGCAGAUAUAAUUGUUGAAAUACAUGCAAAUUUGACGUUAGUGUGUAACAGCAGUAACGCAAUAAUUCGCAAAGCAAUUUAUUUUUAACAUUAGUUAUGAUAUCUGAUAAUUCCGCAAGCACUAUUCAAUUACGUUCUUCACAACUUAUUUUAGCAUGUUUUAUAUUAUGUUAACUCUUUUUCGUGUUGUCGGUGAUCUAAAUACACUUCUUCUAAGCUGAGUGAUGAGCGAAACUACUGUUCUUUUCUUUCUGCAACUAUUAACCAAGGUUGCAUACCUAAUCAGAAAGUGUUGGAAACCUUUAUUUUCAUACGGGUCUAUUAUUUAAAAGUAAGGCACUCCAAAAAUGCAUUUAUUUGAGUCACUUACCUGUCAUACCUAAUCAGCCUGUACAGUAAAUUUGCUAUUCUUUUUCUAAACUAGUUUACUUUUGCGUCGUCAGAUCAAUUUAUUAAAUAAGAGGCCAGUGAUAUGUGCAAUUAAAAAUUAAAAUGCCCUGAUAUAUGAGAUAUUACUUACAUGAAAACUUGUUCUGAACGAUGGAGGAAAAAAUAUCCAAAGGGCAGUGAUGCAGUUGGGAUUUGCUAAGGUAUCUGUAAUGGCGCAUCCAGAUUUAAUGAGCCGAGCCUUAGCUGAGCCUGAACCGCAGCGAAUUUCUUUGAUGUUGCGUCAAAACACCGACAGAAAAUAUAUCGUCUGUCGGUGUUUUGACCAAAUUUCAAAUACAUUUUGCCGCGGCUCAGACUCGGGUGAGUCUGGACUCGUCAGGUCUGGACGCGCCAUAAUGCAUACGUUCACAGAACCUGUUCUUGAACAGUCAAUUUCAACCGUUCAGAAAGGUUUAACAAAAUUUGAAUAAAUUUUGCUGAUUUCAAAGCUUCAAAGCAAACUGUGUUUGUAAAUAUAUUGGUAAAGAGUCGAACGAAUGAAUUCAAAUGGUAGUGGCAAGUAUUUAUUGCAUGUAUGCUUGUCGAGAUAACUGAACGUUUUGAAAUCAUCAUAAUUACACACACGGUUUCAAUGUGUUCAAAAUACUACUCAUAAGCAUAAUUCUUAAGAUUUAAUUCUUUUAAACUUUAAUUAAAUAGGGAUUUCAAUAAAUGCAUUUGAAUUGGGAAAAUUUAAUGUCUAUCGAGUGUGAAAAUCUCAUUAACAUUUAAGUCAAGUCCGUAUUUGAUUGAUCGUUUCGAGGAAACACUAUUUGAAAAGUUGAUUACUUAUAAAGUUGUAGAUAUUCCCUUCUAUAUGUACAUGAUUGCAGUAUGUUUUUCUGAAAUUUGUAUAUAGUUAUCCCGGUGGAAAGGAUAUGAAAUAUACGAUAUUUAAAAUAUGCACUCUCAUGCCAAAGUUAGUGUAAAAUAUUAUUAUGGAUUAAAAAAAAUCAUCAGCGUCAAUGCAGUAUGAAAAUGUUCUGAAAAAGGAAGAAUCAAAAUCGAUUGGGAACGCAAAUGAGAAGAAAAAAAUGUUGAGCUGCAAAUGAGAUCUAAAGACAAACGCAUUGGUGCUAAUGGUAAUUUUUUUAAAGUUUUGUAUAAAUAAAAAUUAUUCAUUUAAGAUAAAUAGAAUAUUGUUGAUACAAAGAAAAUACUUGAAAUACGUAAGUAAUACUGUGACAUUUUUACAAAUUUUGUCCAUUUUCGUACUUAUUUCGAAAUUAUAUUUCUCUACGAAUAUUUAAUAGGGCUUUUAAAAAAGAUAGGGAAAAUUGUUUAAGAACAAACUAAAAUACGUAAAACACGUUACAAAUGAAAGUAUACGCAUUACAUAAAUUACAUUACAAAAAUGUACAAAAUUUUAGGAAAAGCCAGCAAAUUUAAGUUAGUUCCUAGUUUUUUGGUAUGCGUAAUUGUAUCCGAAUGACGGCAUUUUCGGUACAAAGUAUACAUAAAGAGAAAAGUAUUUUUAGACAUUAAUUUUGUAAAUAUCGAGUCCCGAAAAACGUUUGUUACUUUUUGCUAUUCGCUAAUGCUCUGUUCUCUAUUUCGAUUCAACUGGUACCUACUGGUAAAAUCUUCUUUUUUCGGAAAUAAUGGCAAAUAAAAUUGAGACACAUUAUUAUAAUAAUUUUGAAUAUAUGGAACUCAAAGUGUUGAGUACGAGUUUUGUUAACAAUGCUAGGAACUCAAUUGAAUAACAAACCGUACGGGCAGGUUCCGAAAUUUCCGUUUUAAUAUCGUAAGUAGAAACAUAAUAGAUAUUUGUGCUGUGGUGUAAUAUUCUAGAGAUAAUUAGUCGUAAGUUUUUACAAUACUUUAAUUUGGAUGAUGAUAACUUGUUUUUAUUUUGUAAAUUAUGACGUUAUUGUAAUAUAAAUUUAUAGAAUUAAUUUAACCUCAUGUAAACGAUAUUUUGAUUCCGAAUGUAUUUCGGUAUCCGAAAUGUGAUACCUUCAUUUGAAAAUUGAUAACUAAACAGUGCUUGCAAACGUGCUAUUUUAACUUAACUUGCGAAGAAGAAUUUGGGAAAGCGUAUAUUUAUUCAUAUGAUUCAAAUUAACUUAAGCCAUGUUUACUUAAUUAAGAUGUUACUUAAUCAUAAAAAGCAAAUAGAAGAGUAAAAUAGAUAAUAUAGAAAUGGUUUACCUGUCGGGUACCGAAUUAAUUUUUGGAUUGCGUCUUGUGGAUUUCAUCUUAUAUACAUAAUUAAUAUAUGUAUAAAUAAAUAAUAUUGUAAAUCGA